Microthlaspi erraticum is the source of this 1518-nucleotide messenger RNA. Lineage: Eukaryota; Viridiplantae; Streptophyta; Magnoliopsida; Brassicales; Brassicaceae. The record is from the annotation of a GenBank genome assembly.
AUGGCGAUUCUCUUGUAUUUCCUCUUGCUUCUACUCCUUCCGGUUCUCUUCUCGGUAUUAUACACAAAGAAAAUCAAAGACUCAAAACAGAAUCUUCCUCCGAGUCCACCAAAGCUUCCGAUCAUCGGCAACCUACACCAGCUCGGAGGACUGCUUCACAAACGUCUUCACGAUCUCUCCAAGAAAUACGGACCCGUGAUGCUUCUCCAUCUAGGGUUUGUCCCAGUUGUGGUAAUCUCGUCGAGUGAAUCAGCUGAAGAAGUUCUUAAAACCCAUGACCUAGAGUGUUGUACACGACCCAAGGCUCUCGGAAUGCAGACGUUUUCGCGUAAAGGCAAAGACAUUGGUUUUGCGUCAUACGGUGAGGAAUGGAGAGAGUUGCGCAAGCUUGCUAUUCUCGAAUUCUUCAACACGAAAAAGGUUCGAUCUUUUAGGUAUAUCAGAGAGGAAGAAAAUGACUUGAUGAUUAAGAAACUGACGGAAUCAGCUUUGAAGCAGUCUCCAGUGGAUUUGAGCAAAACUCUAUUCUCUCUAGCUGCGUCUAUCACAUUCAGAUCUGCCUUUGGACAGAAUUACUUUGAAAGCAAGCAAAUCAAUAAGGAGAAGAUUGAAGGAUUGAUGUUUGAAGCACUGACAAAUAUGGCUUUCAAAUUCACUGAUCUUUUCCCUGUUGCUGGUCUCGGAUGGUUUAUUGACUUUGUGUCAGGACAACAUAAGAGACUUCAAAAUGUUUUCACUGAGGUUGAUACUUUUGUGAAGAAAGUGGUUGAUGAUCACUUGAAGAAUAAGCAUGGAGUAACCAGACAAGAUCGUCCAGAUAUGGUCGAUGCGAUGUUAAAUAUAAUAGAUAAACAAGAAGAAAAUGAAUCUUUCAAGCUCACAAUUGAUCAUCUCCAUGGAGUCAUCUCAAAUAUAUUUCUGGCUGGAGUGGACACAAAUGCCAGCAUCAUGAUUUGGGCGAUGGCAGAGCUCGUUGGAAACCCGAGAGUGAUGAAGAUAGCUCAGGAAGAGAUCCGAACAAGCAUUGGAGUUAAACCGCAAGAGAGAAUCUCAGAAGAAGAUCUUGAUAAGCUUCAAUACUUGAAACUUGUGGUGAAAGAAACCUUAAGAAAACACCCAGCAGGUCCUCUGUUACUUCCAAGAGAAGCAAUGGCUGAUAUCAAGAUUCAAGGCUACGACAUUCCAAGAAAAACCCUGCUUUACGUCAACGCUUGGACGAUAGGAAGAGACCCUAAAAACUGGGAAAAUCCAGAAGAGUUUAUCCCGGAGAGGUUUAUUGAUUCUCCUGUGGAUUACAAAGGACAGAGCUUUGAGAUGUUACCAUUUGGUUCAGGUCGGAGGAUAUGUCCAGGAAUGGCUUCAGCGAUUGCCACCGUUGAAUUGGGACUCUUGAAUUUUCUGUACUUUUUCGACUGGAAAUUGCCUGAGGGUAAGAAAGAUAUGGACAUGAAAGAAGCUGGUGAUGUUAUAGUUGGUAAGAAAGUUCCUCUUGUGCUUCUUCCAGUUCUUCGCCAGUAA